Molecule: messenger RNA, 1027 nt
Organism: Microtus oregoni (creeping vole)
Lineage: Eukaryota; Metazoa; Chordata; Mammalia; Rodentia; Cricetidae
Product: aldo-keto reductase family 1 member C13-like
Exons: 9
Coding region: 1-972 (323 amino acids)
Biological process (GO): steroid metabolic process
Cellular component (GO): cytosol
Molecular function (GO): steroid dehydrogenase activity; aldose reductase (NADPH) activity; ketosteroid monooxygenase activity
Source: RefSeq, a predicted model, not a curated record
AUGAGUUCCAAGCAGCAGUUUGUCAAACUAAACGAUGGCCACUUCAUUCAUGCCCUGGGUUUUGGAACCUGUAAAUCCCAAGAGGUUCCUAAUAGCAAGUCACUGGAGGCCACCAACCUAGCUAUAGGUGUUGGGUACCGCCAUAUUGAUACUGCUUUUGCAUAUCACGUGGAAGAGGAAGUAGGGCAGGCCAUUCAAAGCAAGAUUAAAGCUGGCGUUGUAAAGAGAGAAGACAUGUUCAUCACUACAAAGCUUUGGGGUACUUGCCUUCGACCAGAACUUGUUCAACCUAGUUUGGAAAAAUCACUGGAAAGACUGCAACUGGACUAUGUUGAUCUUUACCUUAUACAUUACCCAGUACCAUUGAAGCCAGGGGAUAAUGAUUUCCCAGUAGACGAACAAGGGAAAUUAUUAUUGGACACAGUGGAUUUUUGUGCCACGUGGGAGGCAUUGGAGAAGUGUAAGGAUGCAGGAUUGGUCAAGUCUAUUGGGGUGUCCAACUUUAACCACAAGCAGUUAGAGAGAAUCCUGAAUAAGCCAGGACUUAAAUACAAGCCUGUCUGCAAUCAGGUUGAAUGUCAUCUUUAUUUAAACCAGAGUAAGCUACUGGAUUACUGCAAAUCAAAAGACAUUGUUCUGGUUGCUUAUGGUGCCCUGGGAACCCAACGAUAUAAAGAAUGGGUGGAUCAGAAUUCUCCAGUUCUCUUGAAUGAUUCAAUUCUUUGUGAUGUGGCCAAAAAGAACAAGCGAAGCCCCGCCCUGAUUGCUCUGCGAUACCUGAUUCAGCGUGGGGUUGUGCCUGUGGUCCAGAGUUUCAAAGAAAAUGAGAUAAAAGAGAAUUUGCAGGUUUUUGAAUUCCAGUUGUCUCUUGAGGAUAUGAAAACCCUAGAUGGCCUGAACAGAAAUGUUCGAUAUCUUCCAACUAAGUGUUUUGCUGACCACCCUGAAUAUCCAUAUUCUGAGGAAUAUUAACAUGGGGACCUAGUCAUGACUGCCUGAAAUUACUGUUUGUGGACAGUGAUGUUGG